Molecule: messenger RNA, 2511 nt
Organism: Aedes aegypti (yellow fever mosquito)
Lineage: Eukaryota; Metazoa; Arthropoda; Insecta; Diptera; Culicidae
Product: venom carboxylesterase-6
Exons: 2
Coding region: 1062-2492 (476 amino acids)
Source: RefSeq, a predicted model, not a curated record
UAUCCCACUCCGUUACAAAAAAAUGAACUGAAUAACACCAGGCUUUGCUCUACUGAUCUGGAAAGCAUUGCAAAUCACUCACCAAGGAUUUUGUCAUAAAAUCCGCAAAAGUGUUGUGGGGCAUGUACCAAAAACUUUAUUAGAAUUACAACGAGGAAUUUUCCAAAGGGCUUAUCAAGAAUCAGCCAAAGAAUUUGAGAGAUAUUCACUUUAUCUCACUGGGAAUAUGGUACAGUCCUUUUCAGAAAUUAUUCCUUACUAGACUGAAGAAUCUACCAAAGAUCUUCCUUGAAAUGGAACCUUUAAGGCGAUACUACGAUACCAUAGUGCCAAACCCAUCAAGGGACUAAUAAAUGUUAACAAAUUUGUCAUUGAUCUUGUGAGAAGAAAGAAAAGAAAGAGUGUCAGAUCUUCGCUAAUGACUUUCGCAGAACAUUUACUUUUACACCUCUCAUCAUUUUUGCAUAUGAAAAGUUCGUGGAAGUAAGAGCUUGGAUGUUAAGCUAAACAAUCCAUCAAUCAAUAACCCUCAAAUUCGAUACAACUAAAAACAUUCAUCCUUGCACAAAUUGCAAUCAUCUGCAACGAAAGAGUGCACUGCAAGUCCACAAAUUUCUUCCACUCCAAACUUCUGUUGAACCGGUUUCCAGUUUAAGGUCAGUGUAUCAGAUGGGUCACAGCAAGAAUACUAUCCAGUUCUCUGUGCUUGUCCACUCACAUCGCUGGAUGAAUGGAAACGUUGAAGAAUCGCCUGAAAAAUGAGAUUGCGUGCGUGAAUGUUCGACUAUAUGUAGCUGAGUAACAUUUUUGCAACUAUCUUGUUUGUAGCAAAUUGUAUAUGAUGUUAUUUGAUUAUUUGUAAGUUUCAUUUAAUUUCAAUACUAUCAGAAAACUUGACCAGUUUUCUCAUAUUUCAUAAGCUGAAGAAAGAUAGAUGGCUUAACAAAGCAAGACUCUAGAAUACCUAGGUGGAUCGAUCGACAUUUCCGCAAAGAUUUGAAAUGUAUGACUUUCUUCCUUUCACUUGUGACACAUUUUAUACGUUUUGACGCACCUUUACCAUGAUUCGCAGCAUAAAUAAACCCCACCACAAUGCAAACUUUAUCAGUUGGGGUCGUGGUUGCUCUUCGGAAGAAAGCUGCAUAACCGUUAAAGUAAGUAUAUCAUUCCUUAAAAUAAGAUUUAUUAUUUAUUCUACCGAUUCUUCUAGGAUGUACGGACUCAGCCUCAUAAUACCAAUACUCCUGUUCAACUCGAUUCAAACCGGAUCAGCAAACGACCAUCUUCAGUGUCAAUCAUGGUGCCACUCUCAACCAGCCGUUCAAAUAAACGAUGGCUGCCUUUGUGGAACCAAAAUGGAUGGACUGGAAGCAGGACCUUUUGAUGCCUUCGUCGGAAUUCCGUUCGCCAAACCACCCGUAGGCCGGCUAAGAUUCGCGAAUCCAGUACCAAUCGAUCCGUGGAAGCGGUAUCUCAACGCCAGCACCACAAAGUCAAUGUGCAUUCAAAAGUACGACAUUUUCCCGCUGGCCACCAUCAGGGGGCAGGAAGAUUGUCUGUACUUGAACGUCUACCGGCCGAAAAAAUGCAAACACAAGAAGUUACCGGUCAUGGUUUACAUUCAUGGUGGUGGAUACAUAGGAGAAAGUGCUGAUCCACUGGUGCUAGGACCGGAGAAGUUCAUGGACACCCGGAAGGUCAUCAUUGUCACUUUGCAGUAUCGGCUGGGACCGUUCGGGUUCCUCGCUAGUGACGAUCGUUCUGCUCCCGGGAAUUUCGGACUGAAGGAUCAAUCGUUAGCUCUGCGAUGGGUUCAAGGAAACAUCGAAAGCUUCGGCGGAGAUCGUCGACGGGUGACUUUGUUCGGUCAUAGUGCGGGGGCUGCUUCGGUACAGCUACACAUGAUGAGUCCACUGAGUGAAGGUCUCUUUUCGAAGGCGAUAUCGCAAAGCGGAAGUGCUUUGGCUUUCUGGGGCAGGGAAUACCCGGAUCAGCUUGGGUUGGUACGAAAGCUGGCAGUUGCUGCGGAAGUAAAAGGAGCCGAAAGAAUGAGUUCUGAAAAAUUGAUAACGGCGCUGAGGAAAGUCGACGCUUCUAAGUUACUCGCUAGUGUUGAUAAGCUGAAGUUUUGGAAUAAUCAACCGAUUAUUCUUUUCCGUCCGGUCGCAGAGAAAUAUGUGGAUGAUGAAACAUUCAUAAAGGAAGAUCCCAAGGAGCUGUGGGCUGCGGGACGCUACCGGAAAAUACCUUGGAUGACGGGAUAUCUUCCAAAUGAUGGAAUAGCUGUGCUUUUAUCGUUAUUUGUCGAUCAGCUGGAACCUUUUAUCAAGAAUCAACAGGAGCUGCUGCCACUUUUGGCAGACGUCCCUCCGAGUUCAGUACCUUUAUUGUAUAAGAAAUUUUUUGGUGGUAACCCCAUUAGUCCGGAAAAUGCCUUUGCUCUGACCCAGGUAUACAUAUCGAAGACACAUACUGACUUCAGACUAAACUAAAUUUUAUGCAUUUCCAGGU